This is a messenger RNA of Oreochromis aureus, 4740 nucleotides long. It is a transcript of the gene trim24, whose product is annotated as tripartite motif containing 24. The transcript is spliced from 19 exons. Lineage: Eukaryota; Metazoa; Chordata; Actinopteri; Cichliformes; Cichlidae. The record is from RefSeq and is a predicted model, not a curated record. The coding region runs from base 551 to 3748 and encodes 1065 amino acids. Gene Ontology annotation, molecular function: protein binding; zinc ion binding.
CCACAUAUCUCGUCAUAAUAUCAAGUCGUUCCAUUUGUAGUUUGUCCUCACCAGGACACCGUAAACGCGUUAAAAUAACGCAGUGCUGUGUGGGUAUUAUAUGGUAUGUGUUUUUAGCUGCGGAUACACAGACAGUCGACAAUCCCUGCUAAUAUCUGAGCUUUAGAACACAUUAUGUGUAGCUUUGUUUAAAUCAUUAAUUUACUGUGUACGUUUAUAUUUCUGUUGUUUUGAUAAGACCCGCCACAGACCAUGGAUUAUGUUUUCUUUUACGCGUUUAGCAUAUGCACAGUAAAACUAGGCUACGAUGCUAACGUAGCUUCCCUAAAGGACAGAAAUGCACUUUAGUUAACUAAAGCUGCUGUACGGUUAAGCAAUACUGCCUGAAGCAUGAAUGAGCCUUGGCUUUAAUGCAGUAAUAAGCACCUUUCAUUUAAUAUUUACCUUCUUUAAGUCAGGGAAAUUAGAAGCUGUUCUUUGUUUUCGACUGUAACGCUAAGUGUGUUGAUUAGCUGAUUGAAAAGCUCGUGUAGCUGUAGCGACUGAGACAAUGGACGAAAGUGCCGAAACUGUUGAAAACGACGACAUUGUCAUCAUCGUGGAAAACGAGGCAGAAAGUUUACCAGCGGAAGAAGAGAGACUGAAACAAGCCACAUUCGGGCUCAUGGAUACGUGUCCUGUCUGCAAGUUGAGCUUUCACAACAGGGAGCCCAAACUCCUGCCGUGUCUCCACUCCUUCUGCAAGAGGUGCCUACCUGCCCCCUUCAUGAGUGCCGAACCAAGACGCGACACCCAGGGCCAAGUUGACAACAGCAAGCCAUUGGUGGGCAUUCGAUGUCCAGUAUGCAGACAAGAGUGCUGGGAGAUGGAUGUGCUGGACAAUUUCUUUGUAAAGGAUUCUGCCGAGGUGCCAAGCAGCACGGUGGAGAAAACCACGCAGGUGUGCAUGAGCUGUGAUGACAACACGGAGGCAACAGGUUACUGUGUGGAGUGCGUGGAGUUUCUGUGUGUCACGUGCAUUGAGGCACACCAGAGGGUUAAGUUUACCAGGGACCACACCAUACGCCAGAAGGAGGAGAUGUCUCCAGAUGCUGUCAGCCUAUCCACACAGAGGCCCGUCUUUUGUGACAUCCACAAGCAGGAACCGCUGAAGCUGUUUUGUGAGACUUGUGACCGACUUACCUGCCGAGACUGUCAGCUCCUUAAGCACAAGGAUCACAACUACCAGUUUUUAGAGGAUGCAUACAGAAACCACAGGCAGUGUCUCGAGACCAUGACGCAGCAGCUGCAAGAGAAAAGAAAAGCCAUCGAGGAAGUAUCCAGCUGCAUCAACGGCGGACUGCAGCAAGUUGAGGAAAAUCGGAAAGCUGUAACUAAUGAAAUAAAGAAGUCCAUCUGUAACUUGAUAAUGGAGAUCAACAGGAAGGGAAAGAUUCUGGUUAACCAGCUUGAGGCUUUAACUAAGGACCAUGAGUUGGGUUUGAAAAAGCAGCAGGAAGAAGUCAACUCUCUAGGCAGGCACCUAGACCACGUCAUUAGCUUCACCAAAUGGGCCACAGCUAGCCACAGCGGGACAGCUCUGCUCUACUGCAAGAGACUGAUUCUUUACCAGAUCCAUUACCUGAUGAGAGCACACUGCAGUCCCUCCACCGUCCCUCAGAGCUCAGUUCGAUUCCAGUGUCGCUCCGGUUUCUGGGCUACAAAUGUAGACCUCGGUUCCCUGGUAGUAGAAAGAGGCCCCAGUAGGCCACCGAUCACCAACCACCAGACAGGUCCCAGAGCAGAAGCACCCACUGGAGCUCUUUCACUCUCAACUCAGCAGCGACAGAGCACACUCGCUCAGCUCCAGAUGCAGGUUGACAAGCUUUCCCAACAGCACCCCAGGGGGCCCCCUCCUAACCCGUGGUCCUGGCACCAAAAUGUCAGGCUACCAGGACCGCCUGGCCCCCCACCACCAACCAGACCUAUCCAUGGAGGUUCCUCCCCCUCUCAAGGUGUCCCCAACAUGGUACAGCAAGGACGCAGGUAUGGAAGUUCCCACCCCAACCCUCGAAGCCCCACAUCAUCUCUGCUUAACAACAUGAGCUUCCCAGCUGCUCAGUCUUUGAGAGAUCUGAUCCAUACCUCCAGCUUCCCCCCUAAACCUACAGAUGGGUCACAGGGUGCUUCCCGCUUUCCACAGCCUCUCACGUCUGGAGCAACUACACAAAUGUCACUGCACCAGAGAUGUCUGCCAGAGUCAUCUUUCCUCAAGAGGAGUGAACCUGGUGGAUCGGUCCCCUCCAUCACUGUCUCUGUACCCAAACCCAACUUCCCUCCUAUUCUAGCUUCAGCAACUGCUGACAAAACAACCAUGCUUAACCACAUGGCAGGUCGAGGGAGGCAGAAUUCCCCCAUGGCAAAACCAUCAUCUUCAGACAGAAGCAUGGGGACGACUUCUUGGAAGCAGACUGCCGAGCCACCAUCAGCUCCUGCAUCAAAGCGACGAAGGAGAACAUCUCCGGGUCCUGUUAUUGUCAUAAAGGACGAACCUGAGGACGACGACGAAGUCCGUUUCGUGCAGUCCAGCGUCGGCUCUAGCCUGCCAGAUAGCAGCACUGGAGCACAGUCUAAGCCCCGGCAGCAGCAGAAGGGCUCCCCACCAGCACCACCCCCUGGAUCAGACUCCAAAGACAGGCGUCCUCAGCCCCAAUCGCAGCCAGAGUCUGAAAAGAGAGCCGAGCCAGAAGAAGAUCCUAAUGAGGACUGGUGCGCCGUCUGUCAGAACGGAGGAGAACUGCUCUGCUGCGACAAGUGUCCCAAAGUUUUUCAUCUGGCCUGUCACAUUCCCACUCUGAAUGAAUCCCCCAGUGGCGAGUGGUUCUGUUCAUUCUGCCGAGACCUCGUCUCUCCCGAGAUGGAGUACGACUGUGACAGCAAGGAUGCCCCGAUCUCUGAAAAGUUUCCACCUGUUGAUAGAAGGAAAUGUGAGAGGCUGCUGCUUCGUCUUUUCUGUAACGACUUCAGCACCGACUUCCAGCAGCCGGCUUCUCCUUCGGAGACGAGACGGUACAAAGAACUUAUAAAGACCCCGAUGGAUUUGUCAAUAGUAAAGAGGAAGCUGGAGUCAAAGUCAAAAGACGGUGAAAGUUAUGUCAGUCCUGAGAGCUUUGUUGCAGAUGUCAGGCUCAUAUUUUUCAACUGUGCCAAGUAUUACAAGCCAACCUCAGAGGUUGGCAGUGCGGGUUUGUACCUGGAGGACUAUUUCGAGGAGCAGCUGAAGUUCAUCUACCCGGACAGGGUCUUCCCCGGUGGGAGGGAAGAACAGAUGAUCCCCCCUUUAGAGGACGAGAUAGACGAGGAAGAGGAGAUGAUGGAGGACGGUGCGGCUGCCGUUAAAGAUAAGCCACAGAGCCCCGCAGGAAAAGGGAUCCCCCCAGUAGAGGAAGACACAGCUCCUCUAGAAGACAGAACAACACCAGCAGCAAAGGAAAAGUCAGAAGCUGAAACGAGUGAGAAGAAGACGGGCAAAGCGGUAGCUGCCACAGAGGGAGGCGCACCUCCUGCAGACGAAGUAAAGCAGGAAAAUGUUGCUGCUGUAAAACGGGCGGAAAACUCUCCAGCAACUCCGAGCGAUACGAAAGACGGAGUAGCUUCCAGCUCCACAAAAGAGGUGAAACCUCGGAUUACUACGGACACAACAACAGAGCCACCUGAAGCUCCGCAGGAGAAGUCUGCUUCUGCGGACACAGUCAAGGAGAAGCGAUAGAUGGAUGUACAGCAGAUAGGAAGAGGAACUGUUGAUGAAGAUGAUGGAUGAGUCCAGUCUUCCAUUGAAGUGGCCCCAGUGGGGACCCACAUUUGCUGCAAUCAUGCCUUUGUUUGUUUGUGUUUUGUAGGAUGAAUGUUGUUUUUAAGAUUUUAUUUUUAUUUAUCUUUUAUUUGAUGGGAAUGGUGCAGAUUAGCAUAGUUUAUAGAGAUUGCUCAGCUAUUAUUUAUAGUUGGGCUUUUAAUAGGAAAAGAACUGCUGUACUAAAUGGGCUUUAGUAGCAGUUAUGCUUUAGAUCCACAGCAAAGAUCUAAAAAGCUCUUUGUGUUCUUCUCUGAAUGGACAUAUUAUACCUUGUAACAGAUUAUUUUCAGUGAUGAUGCCACUGAAAAGCACAUAAAUGACAUUCUUUGUUCAGUAUGUACAGGUUAUCAGUCAUCACCUUGUUCGUCACUUGUAUAUAAUAAUUAUGUAUUUUGAAAGCAGCCAAAAAUAAAAGUUUAAAUUGGUAAUGCAUGUAGAAUGUGUUAAUGCUAACAUUUCUGUUUAGGCUUUUACCUUCAUGAUCAAAUAAUGUUAAAAUGCAAUAGCUUUGUUUUAGUAUGGUAUUAAUGCUACGUAUGCAACAAGUAAGUACUGUAGUUUCUGUACAGAAGGAAGUCCUACAUUGAUUGCAGUCGAACCAUCUCUUGUGUUUCCACUUUCCACAGAGCAGCAUUCUGUUGUUGGCAUUGAGAGAAAACGCUCCAGAUUUGAGUGGGUUCACUUCAGAUAAUGCAGAGACGUCAGAAGCUGUCGUCAUUGUCGUGUUUUACAAAUUGUGCUCUACAAGAUGAGAAUGGCUCAAAAACUGACACAACAUCAUUAGCAUUAAUAUUCUCUCCUAUAUUGUUACUUUAUUACUAAUCAAGCAUACUGUAAAUAACUUAACAAUGGCUGAGCAUAAAAAUACCUGAAUUUACAGUAUUUGUAAUAAACGGGGACUACAUGAA